GGAGGAGAGAGAGAGAGAGAGAGAAAGAAAGAGAGGCAGCGCUUCUCUAUCGGAUCCAUGGAACCCUUACCCGUCUUCUGGUCCCUCUCUCCCCCCUCUCCCCGAUCCACUUCCCCAUCCAGAUCCGAACCCGAUCGCGAUCAAGAUCCGCCGACCCUUUCCCUCUCCCUCUUCAACCUACCCGACAACGACAUGGAUCUAGGUUUAGGGCAAGAUCCGAACCACGGCGAUUGGGGCGUCGACGACGAGUUUUUCAUCGGCCGCCGAUUCAGCAGCAGCUACGGAUCUGAAUCCGAAUCUAGCAGAGACUUCUCCCGCGCUCGCCCGAUUGAUCGCGACGGCUUGCGGAUUCUCGCCUUUGAGUCUGAUUCGGAUUCGGACGAGCAGAUUGUUGCGAUCGGGGAGGACUCGGUCUUGGAUGAGCAGAUUGAGGGAGAUGCGAGCGUUGAUCUUCCUCUUUGUUGGGAUUGUCUUCGGAUUGAUGAUGAGAGGAGAGAUUUGAAUGCGGAGUUUGAGUGGGAGGAGGUUGAUGGGAGAGUGGAGGAAAGGGAGGUGAUUAAUCUAAAUCAAGAAGGGGUUAAUGAUGAAGAAAGGGCGAGCAAUGUCGAAUGGGAGGUUCUUUGGAUGAAUCAUUUGGGGAAUAAUGAUGAUUCCGAAUCUUAUCUCGACGAUGGUUUUGUUUACGCGACUUCAGAUUAUGACGAGGUCCAAUUCGCCCAAUUUCAAGGUCAUCACGAUAGUUUGCUCAAGGGGAGCCCGCCGGCGGCGAAAUUAGUGGUGGAGAGCUUGCCUUCAGUUUUCUUGACGAAGGAUCAUGUGGAAAUCAAUGGCUGUGCUGUUUGUAAGGAUGAGAUUUCGGCUGAGGAGAAGGCGAAGAUGCUGCCUUGCUCGCAUUGCUACCAUGAGGAGUGCAUUUUGCCGUGGCUGAAGAUGAGGAACACUUGCCCGCUUUGUCGUUUUGAGCUUCCAACUGACGAUCCAGAGUAUGAGAGGUGGAAGUUGAGGAGGACGGGGAGCACGGGCCGAUUGGAGGUGGCAGUGGACGAAAGAAUCAGGUAUGAUUUUGAAAUAUUACCUGAUGCUUGAACUUGAAUUUGUAUUGAUAUGUUGUUGUUAUUGUUGUGGCAGAGAGGGUUUUCUAAUAUUAUGUUGUAUGCAUUUUGUUGUUGUUAGAUGAGUUAUGGUAGUGUUAGAUCAAACUUUUUGGAGGAGGAUUCAAUAUGGGUUAUUAUGUGGGAAUUGGUUAUUGAGAGGUGUUUGUAAGGAGUUGUAAUAGAGAAUUUAGAACAUAUUUAUCUCAUAAAUUUGUUAUUUUACAUUGCAAAAUUUGGAAUAAAGGAAUCUUAUAAGUA
Messenger RNA from Asparagus officinalis (garden asparagus), 1352 nucleotides. RefSeq names its product E3 ubiquitin-protein ligase CIP8-like. Gene Ontology annotation, biological process: protein ubiquitination. The record is from RefSeq and is a predicted model, not a curated record. The coding region runs from base 58 to 1086 and encodes 342 amino acids. Gene Ontology annotation, cellular component: cytoplasm. Gene Ontology annotation, molecular function: ubiquitin protein ligase activity. The transcript has a single exon. Lineage: Eukaryota; Viridiplantae; Streptophyta; Magnoliopsida; Asparagales; Asparagaceae.